UAACCAACCAAUGAAUUCUCGGUAAACAAGCUGGGGCUACACGUGCGUAACUUCCGGGCAGUCGACUGUUUGUAAGUACGCAUUCAACAGGCAAUAUGGAACUGUUCAUCCCAUCUGCAAGGGUUGUCUUGAUGCAGGCAAGCCGGCAUUAGUUCAUUUUGUUAGUCAAUCGGGCAAUCGACGUCCCCCCUUCCAGUUGGCGCCCUCUCGCACUACCAACGGUACUGUCUUGCUCUUUUCCAUAACCAGGACAUGGGACGACGUAGUAAUGGGGCAGAACAGAUAGCACAUGGUUCCCAUGGAUACCUUUGUUGGAAAGGAAGACGCAGAGUAUUGUUUCCCAGCAUACCGUGGGGGAGGGGUAAAACCAAAUACUUUCUAAGCUAUUUGACAGUAGUAUCCAGCACGGGGUCAAAUAGCUUUCUCGUUUGUUGACCGUUCAACUUGUUAACGUGGAGAGAGUGGACGAACCGGAGAUGAGCGGGCUGGCCUCGGCACCAGACCCGCUCGUUACUCCGUCUCAACAACCGCGUCUUGUCAAAGAAGGAUGGCUUCUAAAGAGAGGUGAACACAUAAAAAACUGGAGGCCAAGGUACUUCAUCUUAUUGGAAGAUGGAUCUCUAAUAGGGUUCAAAAGUAAGCCAGAACAUGGUUAUAGUGAUCCACUCAAUAACUUUACAGUUAGAGGGUGUCAGCUAAUGAAGGCAGAUCGUCCCAAGCCCUUUACAUUUAUAAUCCGAGGUCUGCAGUGGACAACGGUAAUAGAGAGAACUUUUCAUGUAGAUUCAGAAAAGGAGAGGGAGGAGUGGAUGCAAGCCAUCCAGUAUGUUGCUGAUAGACUCCAGGAACAAGAUGUAGAAAUGUUAGAUCCACAAGGAAAUGAUGACAUACUUGAAAAACUCAACAUAACACAAACCUCACUCCAUAAAGGAAGAAAAAUAACACUUAACAAUUUUGAGUUCCUAAAAGUCCUAGGAAAAGGGACGUUUGGUAAAGUCAUUCUUUGUAGAGAGAAAGUCUCAAACUUGCUUUAUGCCAUUAAGAUACUAAAAAAAGAAGUUAUUAUUCAGAAGGAUGAAGUUGCCCAUACACUAACAGAAAAUAGGGUGUUAAGAAACACAAACCAUCCUUUUCUCAUAUCUCUCAAAUAUUCAUUCCAGACAGCUGAUCGGUUGUGCCUAGUGAUGGAGUACGUAAAUGGAGGUGAGCUCUUUUUUCAUCUGUCAAGGGAAAGAAUUUUUGCUGAAGAAAGAACUCGUUUCUAUGGUGCUGAAGUUCUUCUUGCUUUGCACUACCUCCACACUCAAGGAAUUAUAUACAGAGAUCUGAAGUUAGAAAACUUGCUCUUAGAUAAAGAAGGACAUAUCAAGAUAGCGGAUUUUGGUCUUUGUAAAGAGGAUAUAAUAUAUGGAUCAACAACUAAAACCUUUUGUGGAACACCUGAAUAUUUAGCACCUGAGGUAUUAGAAGACACAGAUUAUGGCAGGGCAGUGGAUUGGUGGGGGUUAGGAGUUGUCAUGUACGAGAUGAUGUGUGGGCGUUUACCAUUUUACAAUCGUGACCACGACAUUCUCUUUGAACUGAUUUUAGUUGAAGAAGUUAAGUUCCCAAAAUCACUCUCUCCUGAAGCAAAAAGUAUUCUAAGUGGUCUUCUUGUUAAAGACCCCAAAAAAAGACUUGGUGGCGGGCAGGACGAUGCUGGAGAGAUUAUGGUCCAUCCAUUUUUCCGUGCAAUUAACUGGCAGGAUUUGCUGGAAAAAAAGGUUACACCACCCUUCAAGCCUCAGGUGACAUCAGAUACUGAUACUCGAUACUUUGACCAAGAAUUUACUGGAGAAACAGUAGAGCUGACCCCUCCAGAUCAAGCUCCUCUAAACUCCAUAUCUGAAGAAAUGGAACAGCCUUACUUCCAGCAGUUUUCCUUCCAUGGCAGCAGUGGUGUACUUGGACAUACUACAGACCACUGAGUUUUUAAUUGUGGUAUAUUUGACACUGCAUAAAUUAUUUCUUGUUUGUGACAGUACAAGUAAUAACCCGUAGUAGGGGUAGAUCAGGAGGCUUUUAUGAUUCACAAUCCUAAAGUUUGAGUGUGUUAUCAUAGUUACAAUGUAUGAUAUUGAAGGCUUUUAACAGUUUUUGUAUAAGUUAAGAGAAGUAUAUAUUAUAUGAAUUAAAGUGUGUCAGUGAAUGUUGUAAAAAGUUUAUUUUUCGUAUAAUUAUAAUCCUGAUGCACAAAUGAGUGUAAAUUUAUUUCAUUGUUUUAAUGAAUGUUGUAAAGUGAUGCAGGUGCCUUUUGGCAACUUGUUAACUUUAUACGUAUAGAUUAUGUUUGAAAUCAUACCUGGUUGUGUGUAUAAUUCAUUAAUUGUUUGUUCUUGUGCCUCACAAAGUAUAUUUGCUUGUUUUGUAAAUAUUUACAUCUACUGUAACACUUAUGGCCAGCCACGCGUGUCCAUUUUUUGAGCAAACCUAUCCAGCCUAUUUUAUUGUGAUACUUUUAUUUCUCACUAGUUUAAGUUUUCAAGGUUCCCACAUGGAAUUUCAGAUAUGUCAUUAACAUUCCCAAACACUAUCUUGUUAAAUCACCUUUAAUUGAAAGUUGUCAAGCCUUAUUGUAUUAUAAAAAUCAGACUGGAUAGAUGAUAGAUCAAAACAAUAUUUACAUAACAGUGUAGAUUAUAGCGUAUGGUGUUUACCAAUAACUCAAAUAAUUUUGGUUUGACUGUAUAUAUUAUUGUAGGCUUGUAACAUUGAAUAGAGAACAGAUGCAAAUAUCAGGAAAAUUUUGAUUGUUAGAGAUAUUAUGGGAAAUCUCUUGAUGCUCUUUUUAAGUUUUUUAUAUGUCUUCGGGGUCAUUGGUUUUUAUAUAGAUAAGUGUGAUAUGCUGAGGAAUACGAAGCAUUGAAAAUGUUUGUAAUUUGUUCCAUCACAUGGGUAGGUUUAUGGCUUUAAUAUCAGUGGCAUAAACAUAAAAUGAGCUCAUAACAAUGUCAACUUCUGUACUGCCUAAGUAAAGUAUUUUAAUUACAUUUGCUUAACCAUUUGUGGUUUUUUUUCUUGUUUUCACCAGAUUUGUAAUGCAGUUUCCAUUAACUACAGACUAGAUAACUAGUCAAACCCAUGUCACAUCCUAUAGUAUAUACUUUUAGAAUUUAAAAUGUUUGUAUUAUGGUUGUACUUUCAUUAUUUUUACACCACAAUAUAUUUACAGGCAUAUGGUAUUGUUAUAAAACAAUCUUGGAUUUUUAUGAUGUCCAGCUAUAAUGUAGGCAAAUUUUAAAAAGUUACAUUACAUAUUUGGGAUACCUCGGGAAACUUAUUACAAAUACUAAAUCAUGGUCUUUCGAAAGCUAGAAGUAGGAAACAAAAAAAAUAACACAGGAUGUAAUGUAUUAUUUUUAAUUGAAUAGUUACUAUAAAAGUAUACUUCUUCAAAACUUAAAUCUAAAGAUGAGAACAGUAAUAUCUAAGUUACAAUAAAAGCUUGUAUAUUUGGUAAACUAAGGGAGAUAUUAUCUUACCUUUUAGAAUAAUUUGUUUUCAAGAGUUACAGCUGCUCAUUAUUCUAAAUUUUGUUACUGAAUUAUCAGGUGUUUAGUAUUGUGAAGUAUUAUUAAUUUUAAUAAUAAGUUUCAAGAGAUUAUGCUGUUGUUGCGUGUUGUUGAUGGUUCUGUUUAUUGUGUCCAAUAUUUACAUUGUUUCUGCUUUCAUUAUUUGAUACACAGCUGCAUUAAAAGAAAUAAAUGUUUAAACUUCAACUUCCAGAAUGUAUCUUAUUAUUCUUGUAUAAGUUAGAAGUAACAUUUAACUUGGAAAUAUUCUACUCUGAAGUUGAAUUAUAUAUAUAUUUAUGUACCUAAUGUACCUCAGGUGUGUAUCCAGGAUUUUUUUUGGGGGGGGGGGGGGUUCAAAUUGAAUGAAUAUCAGAAAAUCUUUGAAAGUCUUUCUAAGUCAAAUACUUGACAUUUCCAUUGGUUUUUAUUGGUCUCUUCCAUUGGAGAAUUAGCAAUAAGAAAUCUGAAUGACCAUUGAGAACAUCUUUUUUUGACAGUCAUACCAAUUAAAAUUAUUCUUUUGAAGACCUGUGGUGGGUUUUAAAUCAAUCAUAAUAUUUUUGAAGAGAAAAUCCUUUAUGAAUAUCUUCAACAUUUUAUAUAUUACAGAUCGUAAAAACUUUUUUCCAUACAAGAAUACAAGCAUAACUGAUCCCAGGAAACAAUUAAAUUGUAUAUUUAUACCACUUGCAUCUCUGUUUCCUUCUGUUUUAUUUUUUAUGUUGAAAGAGAUGAGGUCCAGAUGCAUAGACUCCUCUCCACUGGAUCCAAUCUUGUUACCUGUUCAUUAAUAUUAUUUAGUAGUAAUUUCAUAAGGAAAUUUGAGAAUUAUAUUUUAAUAAUGAGUAGCAUGUGAUUGAAAAUGUGUUCAGUAUACUUGUGUUAUAAUUGUUCGCAGAUGGCAUUGGUGUUGAAAGUACCUACAUCUUGCUUUAGUUAUGCUACUAGAAACUUAAUUUAUUUAAAUCAUUGUGAUUACUCCUUUUUUUCAAGAUUGUUUUAAAAGACAAAAUGUAUAGAAAAAUACAGCAACUCAUAAAAAAUUUAUCAAUUCGUUUUGAUGAAAUUUUAAUGUUUUUUUUAAGUUGUUGCUUUUAAUAAUCCUUUCAGAAAUACAUAUUUACUACUGAAAUUUACUGCUUUUAAUGUAAAUCAUUUUUAAGAUAC
Messenger RNA from Limulus polyphemus (Atlantic horseshoe crab), 4721 nucleotides. Its product is annotated as RAC serine/threonine-protein kinase-like. Gene Ontology annotation, biological process: protein phosphorylation. The transcript has 13 exons. Lineage: Eukaryota; Metazoa; Arthropoda; Merostomata; Xiphosura; Limulidae. The record is from RefSeq and is a predicted model, not a curated record. The coding region runs from base 477 to 1967 and encodes 496 amino acids. Gene Ontology annotation, molecular function: ATP binding; protein serine/threonine kinase activity.